Messenger RNA from Mobula hypostoma (lesser devil ray), 2963 nucleotides. RefSeq names its product von Willebrand factor A domain-containing protein 5A-like. The coding region runs from base 183 to 2729 and encodes 848 amino acids. The record is from RefSeq and is a predicted model, not a curated record. Lineage: Eukaryota; Metazoa; Chordata; Chondrichthyes; Myliobatiformes; Myliobatidae. The transcript is spliced from 21 exons.
GAAGUGUCGCGGAUUUUUCUGUCCCGGAACUGAGAGACGCCCAGGAAUUGAGAGACGCUCCCUGCCGUGACAGCGGGCGUGCGAGUCCACCCAGCGAGAAGGGGCGGACAUUUCUAGCGUGAACUGUGCGGACAAACUGCAGAGCCGAGAACAGGAAUCGCGCAGCAAAGCACAACCGCACAAUGGUAAGACACUGCGGACUCGUAACAGCUAAGAACACCCCAGUUCCUCUGAAGAAGAUCUCGGUGCGAGUGGAGGUGAAGGGGUUUGUGGCUGAUGUGUCUGCAGACCUGGAGUACAGGAAUGAGGAGGCUUCUCCGCUGGAGGCCCUGUUCACAUUCCCCGUGGACAGCGAUUCUGCCGUCUACAACUUCCAAGCCACAGUGGACGGGAAGACCAUCGUGGCCGAGAUAAAGGAACGGGAACAGGCUCGGGACGACUACGACGAUGCCAUCUCCUCCGGCCAGGAGGCCUUCCUGCUCGAGGAGGACAGCAGUAGCAGUGACAUCUUCACCUGCAGGGUGGGCAACCUGCCCCCAGGCUGUGCGGCCACCGUCUCCUUCAGCCUGGCCCAGGAACUGCCCCUCGAGGCUGAUGGUGCCAUCCGCUUCACCCUGCCCGCUGUCCUAAACCCCCGGUACUGCCCCGCAGGUACCCAGGGUCCCCAUAUACCCCAGGCCAGUGCCCCUGUGGACAAGCCACUCUACACUUUGGAGCUGGAGGCUCAUUUCCACAGCCCACACGGGAUCUCCCGGAUCCAAUCCAAUUGCCAAGUGACACCCGUGGAAUUCCUCAAUCCUGACAAGACGUCAGCCAAGCUCUCCCUGGUGAAGGGUCAGGGCUUCGACAGAGACCUCGAGCUCUUGAUGUUCUCCGAGAAGAUCGAUGAACCGAGCACCAUCCUCGAGGCAGGACUGGGUUCUGCUGCUCCAGGGACCCUGUUGGCCGACCCCACUGUCAUGGUGAAUCUCUUCCCCCGAUUUCCUGAGGAUUCCCAGGGCGUGCCGGCAGGCGAGUUCAUUUUCCUCAUGGAUCAGUCGGGCAGUAUGGGAACGUCGAUGUCCCACGGAAACGCCCGGUCCCGGAUCCAGUGCGCCAAGGACACACUGCUCCUGCUCCUCAAGAGCCUUCCCAUGGGAUGCUUCUUCAACAUUUACGGAUUUGGGAGCCACUUCACCUCGUUCUUCCCGAAGAGUGUUGAGUACAAUCAGACCUCCAUGCAAGAAGCACUGUCUAAACUGAAGGAGAUCAAUGCGGAUAUGGGUGGGACAGAGAUCCUGCAGCCCCUGUCGGCCAUCUACACAACACCCUGCGUGCCAGGACACCCGCGACAGAUCUUUGUGUUCACGGACGGUGAGGUGUUCAACACCAAGCAGGUGCUGGCUGAGGUUCAGAAGAACAGCCCCAGCCACAGGUGCUUUUCCUUUGGGAUUGGUGAGGGGGCCUCCACAGCGCUGAUCAAAGGCAUCGCCAAGGCGGCCAACGGGAGUUACGAAUUCAUCACCGGGGAAGACAGGAUGGAGCCCAAGGUUCUCCGGACCCUGAAGUACGCCCUGCAACCCAGCGGGACCGGGCUGAGCCUCAGCUGGGACCUGCCCCCAGGGGUGGAGGCCGUACUGCUGUCACCCCUCCCCAGCGCGCUCUUCAACCAGCAGAAAACCAUCGUCUACGCCCAGCUGAAGGGGCAGGUGGACUCCACACUGGGGUGUGGAGUGAUGCUGAAAUAUUCACUGGGGGAGCAGCAGAUACAGGUUGUGAGCAGGUUCAGUUUGAAACCAGUCGAGUGCGGGAGCUCCUCUGUCCACCGUCUGGCAGCCAAGGCUCUGCUGGGAUCUCUGGAACUCGGGCCGGACCGCGACACGGAGCAGGUGAAGAGGCGUCUGGUUGAGAUCAGUACCCAGGCCAACGUGGUCUGUUCGCAGACGGCCUUCAUCGCCAUCAACAAGGAGCUCGGCCAGGCCGUGCAGGGACCCCUUAUCCGCAGGGACGUCCCCCUCUUUGUAGGCACAUGUCUGUUUCAGAUGCCGGCGGUGCAGUCGAUGCCAAUGAUGCAGUCGAUGCCAAUGAUGCAGUCGAUGCCAAUGAUGCAGUCGAUGCCAAUGGUAUUUCAGUCAGAAACAGUGCCAAGGAUACAGUUGAAAGCAUCAAAGAGCUCAGUGAUGCCGCGAGCGAUGGCCGUCAAUUUUGCCCAGGUCCACAGACUAUCCCCGUCAGCCUCCUCGAAUGCAGAGGCACUUUAUGAUUCCUCGAUGGAAGAUUGCUCAGACGAGUCCGUCUGUAUGCCCCAGGCACUUUAUGAUUCCUCGAUGGAAGAUUGCCCAGACGAGUCCGUCUGUAUGCCCCCAUUUGAACGUCUGUGCGGCCGUGUCACCAACACCGUGACUCCCCCUGCCCCAGAGGAGUCUCCGGUGCUGAAGCUGAUCGCGCUGCAGAACGCUGACGGGUCGUGGGCCCCGGACCCCAGCCUGGAGUCACUGCUGGGCCUGAAGCCCGGCCAGGUCAGAGGAGGCCUGCCCCUGAAGGAUAUGGACCUCACUCUGUGGAGCACCAUCUUGGCCGUGAUCUGGCUGAACGCCUUUGCUGCCGACUCCAAGGACGAGUGGGAUCUGCUGGUGAAGAAGGCCCUGUCCUGGGUCAAGGCCCGAGCAGGUGCGGACCUCGUGGAGUGUGUGAAAGCAGGAAACCGGCUUUUGAAAACCUCUGUUCUACCUGAGACACUCGGACUGUGAGGGAAUUCUUGAUGAAUCUGUGUAUCCGACACGCGGUUGUCUCUGCCUGUGUCCCUGCCACUGUGAGCUGUCACCUCAGCGGCCGCCUUCUCUGAACUGUAGCUUGCUCAAAGCCAAAGUAAUUUUACUGUUCUCCGUAUUCUACCUGGAGAUUUGCUUUCUGCAGCAUUUGCAGGAUAGUUAACAAAUUCACUAGAAUUUAUGAAAAAUUAUACAUAAACAAUGUGUAAAAGA